Molecule: messenger RNA, 2951 nt
Organism: Diaporthe batatas
Lineage: Eukaryota; Fungi; Ascomycota; Sordariomycetes; Diaporthales; Diaporthaceae
Exons: 2
Coding region: 959-2614 (551 amino acids)
Molecular function (GO): oxidoreductase activity, acting on paired donors, with incorporation or reduction of molecular oxygen; monooxygenase activity; iron ion binding
Source: RefSeq, a predicted model, not a curated record
AACACUGCAGGGGGGUGGGAGCAGGGGAGGGGCCCCAGCUAUAUGGGCAGACUGGCAGACUGACACUGAUUGACGCUGGCUGACACUGACAGGCUGUCUACUAGCCACCUGGGCAGCUAGCUAACAGACCAACAGACUGACAGGUCGACAGAGAAGGAAAGAUAGUCGUGGGAACACCAGCCCACCACACACACACACCCAAACCUGGAGGGGAAGCAGCAACCGGAGCCGUACCACGGAUGUGCAACAUUAUCCCUACAUACGCACAGGCCGAUGGUGCGUUCGUGACGGGGGAAGAAACCAUGGGAGUGCUCAUCUCCACUUUUACUCAACCUCCCUGCUCUUGCUUGCUGCUGCUGCUGGCAGGUAGGUAGGUGGUAGGCAGGCAGGUGGUGGUCCCACGGCAGGCCUUCCUCUUCCUUUUCUCCUUCCCCCCUUGUAACCCCCCUCCUUGACCAUCCCCCAAUCUCACCCAUUUUCCGAGCACAUGGCGGAGGGAUGACACCAGCGGGGCUGCAACCAAACCGCACUUGUGCUGCCUCCUGCACCGCACUUGCUGCCCCAUUUGACCCAUACAGCUGUGCCCAGGUCCUUCUGUGCCUUCUGGUGCCUCUGCCAGGCCUGCCACCCUGGCUCUCUCGUGAUUUAAGAUCGGCCCAACAGCAACAGCCGACAGCCAACUCACAAUAGUCUACCUGCGCAAAGAGAUCUGCUAUAUCUACCCAUCCUUGUUUCCCCACUACUCGCCUCUCCCCUGUGCCCAUGCUCACUGCAUGUUACCGUUCUACUGGGCUCACCCUCCUCCUUCUCGUCCUCGGCCUCCUCCCCCAAAUUCCUGACACACACUCUUUUUCACACACUCAAGACUUUCUGACUCUCUCCACACAUAUUCUCACACACACACACACACACCUUUUCCUCGUCCCGCCCCUGCAGGCCUGUAGCCCCCCAGACAGAUAUGCUCACGAAACUGGCCUUGGCUACCGCAGCCCUGGCCGCAGUCCUCCUCUUUAAUCGUCUUCUCGCCUUGGUCACCAGGAGUUCAAAGUCCAGGGCGCUACCUCUGCCACCUGGCCCUACCGGGCUGCCUGUCAUCGGCAAUGUCCACCAGAACCCAAAGAACCACGCCUGGCUCCAGUGGCACGAAUGGAGCAAGCAACAUGGGCCAAUAAUAUACCUCAACAUGCUUGGCCAGCCCAUUGUCGUCCUGCACUCCGCCAGGUCCGCCCAAGACCUCCUCGCCCGGCGCGGGGCCACAUAUUCGGACCGGCCGCGCCUGGUCCUGGCCGGAGAGCUGGCUCUCAAGGGUCUGCACCUGGUCCUCAUGCCAUAUGAUGCCCGUUACAAAUUACACCAGAGGCUGGAAGCCCCUCUCCUCUCCCCCCGGUCCGCCUCAUCCUACCAGCCCAUACUGGACCUGGAGACCAGGCAACUCCUGUUCGACAUGCUCACCUCCGCUAACUCGCCAUGCGGCGUCGACUACCACCACAUGCUCGGGCGCACCAUGGCCUCCCUUACUUAUGCCCUCAUGUACGGCUACCGUCUCCCCACCGGCCAUGAGCCCGAGCUCGUCCGCGCUCAUGCCAUCAUGAAGGAGUUCGCCGAUAUGAUGUCCGGCAACAACAUCGUUGACAUUUUGCCGUGGCUCGAUAAACUUCCCAUCCCAUGGCCAUGGAGGGCCAAGGCCGAGAGACACUGGCUGGAGCAGCGGGACCUCCAUUUCACCAACCUCCGACGCGCGAGGGCCAACCCGGGCUGGAAUUUCACCAAAGAGAUGGACGCCAGCGCCGAGACCAAGCAGAUGAGCGAGGAGGAGUUCGCCUUUGACGUUGGAAUCCUGGCCGACGCCGCCCUGGAAACGACCGUGCUCACCGGCAACUGGUUCAUCGUGGCAUGGCUCACCCAGAACAAGAAGUCCGGCUUCGUAACAAAGGCCCAGCGCCUACUGGACGACGUGGUCGGCAGGGACCGUCUGCCAACCUUCGCCGACAGACCAAACUUGGUAUACAUCGACGCCAUCGUGGAGGAGGUGCUGCGCUGGCGGCCCAUCGGCAUCACUGGAAUCCCACACGUGACCAAGGUUGAGGAUCAGUACGAGGGCUACCGGAUUCCCGCGGGAACUAUGGUGUUUGCGAACCAGUGGUCCAUCACACGCGAUCCAGCCACCUUUGGCCCCGACGCGGACGACUUUGUGCCGGAGCGGUGGCUCGCAGACGCUGACUGGAGUCACUGCGGGCCGGGGGACGUCAAGGCCAAGCCCAAGUCAGACGGGGCCGCGCCUCUGAAGGAUAUACCGUCCACGGGGUUCGGUUUCGGGCGGCGCGUCUGCACGGGUCAGCACAUCGCGCGCAACCAGCUGUGGCUGCAGGCCGCGCUGCUGCUGUGGGCUUUCAACCUCGAGGGAGCAGUGGAUCCACAAUCGGGCGAGCCCGUCGAGGUCGACCCCUGGGCCAUGGCGGAGUCGCUCAUCAUCAGGCCUUUACCUUUCAACGCCAUUUUUAAGCCUCGGGGCCCCUGGGUGGAGGAACUGGUCAUGAGGAACUGUGAUGUCAACAAGGAAGACUUUGUCGAGCUGCUGGACAAUAUCGGCAGGGAUAGAGCGCGGUGGCAGUAAACUUGAGUGGUGAAUGGGGCUCGCUGCUUGGCUCAUCUACAUCCUAAAUCCUAAUUUGCCCUGCGCUUUUCUGGUCUGUUGCUGCGCGCAAAGUUGUGAACGGAUGCGUGCUGCCUGCUUUAGAACAGCAUCUGUCGCAGGCCGCUGAGGCCACUGAGUGUUUUGUUUGGCUCUGAUGUUUAGUACCCCAAUUCGUCUGUGCCUAUUCAAUGCUUUUGAUUUUCACGUGUGACGACCCUUUUUAUUUUAACUACGAAAUCUACACUGAUGCCAGUCGUUAUGCUCUCGGGCUGUUUCUUUUUGGGUUUAUAUCCAUUUGUGCAAGCCUACCCUCGCC